Molecule: messenger RNA, 504 nt
Organism: Paraglomus brasilianum
Lineage: Eukaryota; Fungi; Glomeromycota; Glomeromycetes; Paraglomerales; Paraglomeraceae
Source: the annotation of a GenBank genome assembly
AUGGAGACUAAACACUACUGUGCUAAACAGACAUUAGCAAGAGCUUCAAAUUCUCUUUUCCGUUAUAUUGUGGGUUUCUCACUCAUUUCACUUGCAAGAGCGUCUAUUGUCGAUGACUCUUAUUCGUCGCACCAAGAUUUAUACGACGCAAUUAUUAACACGCUUUUCCCAAUUACCUUUGUCGUGCUGUUAAAAGUCUCGGAAAAACGUGGUGGAGGAGGAGAUAAUGAUGCUCGAAGUGACAACACUGUUCAAAGUAGCUCGAUAAAAAAUAAGCUGUUGCCACUGCUGGACGAUUUCUUGUACAAUAUAGUUACUUGGUUUAUUCCAUUAAUAGUAUCAUUUGCCUAUGAUGACAAGCUGGCUUCAAUUGGUGAGGUCAAUAAUAACGUGUAUGGUGAUAAUAGGAAUAAUGAUAGGUAUAUAUGGUCAGGCAUAUUCUUCUUUUUGACGCUUUUCCCCGCUAUGGUAAUUACAACAUUCUGGGCUUUUUACUUGGGUUAA